UACAUACAAAUAAAUCCCAAUUCAAAAUAAAAUAAUUAUAUUUAGCUAAUUUGUUGUCAAAUGAAGCUAGAAUAAUUAAAAUAAAAUAUAGAGGUUAAAAAAUACAAAAUAUAAAUAUAUGGGAAGCACAAACAAUAUUCUUGCUCACAAAAACAAUUACUUGUUUGUACAAACAAGUUUUAGUUAUUACUAUCCCAAUAUCAACAUCUUGCCUAUUGUUAGGUGCACAAUAAGCACAAGUACGAUAUCAAAAAGCAUGAGCUCUUCAUCAACAACCGAUAGACGUUCUGCAGGUUAUAAACCUAGCAUUUGGAAUCUUGAGUUCCUCGAGUCUUUGAAGAGGGAUUGUCACUUCAACAUAGAGGAUGAGUAUGCAAACAUAUUAGAGAGACUAAAAUGUGAGGUGAAGAAUAUGAUGGCCGAUGAAGAACUGAAACCUAAGACGGUUUUCAAGACAAUUGAUGAAAUUCAAAGAUUAGGUAUUGGAAAUCAUUUUGGGGAAGAUAUAGAGAGAGCAUUACGUAGAUUGGCAUGCAACUUUGGUGAUUUCAAUCUUGAUCUUCAUACGACUGCUUUGGGGUUCAGACUUCUUAGGCAAAAUGGUAUUUUUAUGUCUCAAGAGAUAUUUAAGAAAUUCAUGGAUGAAAACGAAAACUUUAAGCCCUCAUGCAAUGACAAAGAAGGGAUGAUAAGUUUGUACGAAGCCUCAUACCUUGGGUUUGAAGGGGAGCAUCUAUUGGACGAGGCCAAAACUUUCACCACGAAUCAUCUAACUAAUCAUUACAAGAAUAAUGAAGAUGAGAACUACACAUUAGGGCUUCCGUUACAAUAUAGAAUGCCAAGGCUCGAAGCUAGACACUACAUCGAAAAUCAUCCUUAUAAGAAUAAGGAUAUGGCUUUGCUCAAACUUUCCAUGCUCGACUUCAAUAGGACGCAAAUGAUGCAUCAACAUGACCUCCAUGAGAUGGCUUGGUGGUGGAAGGAUCUUGGAUUAUCAGAUAAAUUGAGCUUUGCUAGGGACAGACUAAUGGAGUGCUUUGUUUGGAGUGUUGGCACAACGUCUAAGCUUGAACUUAGCUCAUGCCGCGAGGUUUUAACAAAAGUCUUUAACUUCAUCACCAUUAUCGAUGACAUCUAUGAUGUUUAUGGAACCAUUGAUGAGCUUGAACUCUUUACCAAUGCCAUUGAGAGGUGGGACAUUAACGCUAUCGACGAGCUGCCAGCCUACAUGAAGCUAACCUUCCUUGCUUUAUACAACACAAUCAAUGAGAUAGGACAUCAAAUUCUCAAGCAAAAGGGUGUUAAUUGCAUCCCUUACCUUAAGAAGACAUGGGAAGAUUUGUGUAAAGCAUUUUUGGUGGAAGCUAAAUGGCUAUACAAUAGCCAAACUCCAACAUUUGAGGAAUAUAUCAACAAUGGAUGGGUUUCAGUCUCAGGGGUUGUAGCAUUAACACACGCAUUUUUCUUCGUAACUCCAGAAAUUACUUUGGAGGCUCUUCAUUGCUUACAAAACAACCACGACAUUUUACGUUUGCCUUCCAUGGUUUUCCGACUUUUCAACGACCUUGCCACUUUCGAGGCUGAAAUAGAAAGAGGAGAAACAGCAAAUGCAAUAUCAUGUUAUGCUAAACAAGAAGGUGGAUCACUGAAAGAUGCACGUAAACACGUCAAAAAGCUAAUCGACGAGAGCUGGAAAGGGCUUAAUAAAAUUCAAGUUGUUAACAACACUCCAUUUUCGAAAGAAUUUAUAGAAACCGCCAUGAAUCUUGCUCGAACCGCUCAAUGUUUCUACCAACAUGGAGAUGGUCAUGGAUCACCUGAACUCAUUAAGAAAAAGAUUUCUUCUAUCAUAGUUGAUCCCCUCCAAUUAUAAAAUUCUAUCCCCUUCUCGGAUUUAAUUAUCCCCAACCCGAGCUAUAAUGGGAUAAAUGUAUUAGGAAACGUUCUAUUCGACGUAUUUUAAUUUAUCAGACAAAAUAAGUUCAGAUAAGUUCAAUUAAAUUCAGAUAAUAUACUGUCAGCAAAAAUAAGUUUUUUUCAU
Molecule: messenger RNA, 2041 nt
Organism: Spinacia oleracea (spinach)
Lineage: Eukaryota; Viridiplantae; Streptophyta; Magnoliopsida; Caryophyllales; Amaranthaceae
Product: terpene synthase 10-like
Exons: 7
Coding region: 119-1873 (584 amino acids)
Biological process (GO): diterpenoid biosynthetic process
Molecular function (GO): magnesium ion binding; terpene synthase activity
Source: RefSeq, a predicted model, not a curated record